Molecule: messenger RNA, 836 nt
Organism: Canariomyces notabilis
Lineage: Eukaryota; Fungi; Ascomycota; Sordariomycetes; Sordariales; Chaetomiaceae
Exons: 4
Coding region: 245-751 (168 amino acids)
Source: RefSeq, a predicted model, not a curated record
CAUAGCGAGCACAACCUUCUCGCCGACAUCAUCGUCAAGGCCGCGCCCGGCAGCAGUAACCGGCGAGGAUUCAACAGUUGCUGAAGGCGCAAGCAAGGAGGAUGACCAAGGGCCUGCUGGAGGCAAGACUGCCUUUCCCGAGCGCUUGCUUAUCUACCAUGGCGGCACGGGCAGUGAGUAAACUACCUUCCUCGCCUGUCUAAAAGUCACAACCCUUUUCCUCUUUGGCUUCUUCGACCUCUUCAUGACGCCAGCAUACCUCGCAGCUGGUCAACCGCUCCUUCAAACCGCCGGUGUCGCCGUCUGCGGCAUCGUCCCCGCGUCCUACGUGGCCUGGGUCACCUCGCCGUACGUCGCGUCGGUCCACAUGCACCUGCCGCCGUACGCGCGGUGGUCGCAGCAGAUCCUGGAGCGCUUUGCGAAAUCGCCGCCGCCCAACACGCGCCUCGACGUGACCACCAUCAGCCUGAUCGGCAAGCCGCGUGUCAGCUCCAUGACGAUAGCAGACCUUCGCCCGACCAACGAGCGCUUCGGCAUGGUCAACUUUGUCCGAGACACGACGCUGCUCAAUGCCAAGCGGCAGUGGUGGCGGUGGAGGGCCGUGGCUCACUUCAACGUCCAAGAGAACAAUCAUGGCACCAUCAAGACGGGGUGGGUGUGGAACGAGGUGGCCGGGGCUAUCAAGAAGAGAGCGGGCCUGCCGCGGCUGGGGAGCGAGUCAAAGGGGCAGCGAAAGCAAAGUAGUGAAUGAGUUUGUAAAUGGUAGUCUGCUCCUGUACAGUACAUUUAUUAUGUUUCGUGUAAUCAUAGCACUGGGAGAAAACAACGGUAGUUCC